AUGUCCAGAAAGAAAGUGAACUGUCCGAUGAACGAGUUGACAAACCUACGCCUUAUAUGGAAAUACUUGAUGGAACACUGGAAGGUCUCCGCAUCACUCGGUAUCCCAGCUGACUGCAGUUGCUUGGGUCUCGUUGCGAUUAUCAAAGUGUUCACAAAAGGAGUGAUUGGAACUUGGGGUAGGCCUAUCGAUGUGCUUGACCAAACCUUGCGCUUCGGUCGACCUGGUCUCCGAGGUCGCAUUGCACCUUUGAGCGCAAUUGAGGAUUAG
Molecule: messenger RNA, 270 nt
Organism: Puccinia graminis f. sp. tritici CRL 75-36-700-3
Lineage: Eukaryota; Fungi; Basidiomycota; Pucciniomycetes; Pucciniales; Pucciniaceae
Exons: 2
Coding region: 1-270 (89 amino acids)
Source: RefSeq, a predicted model, not a curated record